Durotheca rogersii is the source of this 1433-nucleotide messenger RNA. RefSeq lists its product as uncharacterized. Gene Ontology annotation, molecular function: mitochondrion autophagosome adaptor activity. NCBI's taxonomy places the organism in Eukaryota, Fungi, Ascomycota, Sordariomycetes, Xylariales, Xylariaceae. Bases 230 to 838 code for a protein of 202 amino acids. The transcript has 2 exons. Gene Ontology annotation, biological process: mitophagy. The record is from RefSeq and is a predicted model, not a curated record.
GUCGUCAUCUCCGCCAACCCGAAACCGAGUGAACCAUCGAAGAAAACGGGCACAUAUUGAGUUGAAAGCUCAUCUCUUUCCCCUCUUCACUGCCCAAUCCUCCCGCCCUCUUUGCACCCGCCCCGUCCAAGGUCUCGUCCUGCCUGUCUACGUAGCAGGGGACCGUUUUUUAAUUCAACAGGACCGCCUCCCUCCUCUGGCCUCCUCCCCGGAGACGAAGCGCCGGACGAUGUCGGGCAGCAGCAUACCGACGCAGGUCGCGGAGACGAUCCAGACGGCACACAUCCGGCGGCACCCGUCGGCGCAGCACGGCGUGAACCCGUCGACGGCCGCGUCCACGAACCAGCCGGUGCGCCUGAGGCGGCGCCAGCACCGGCGCCACGGCCGACACGGCUCCAUCGACGACACGGAGCUGGCGAGCAGCAGCGAGGACGACCUCGACGGCGAUAGCGAGGCGCUCGACCAAGACGACGACGACGACAUCCCGCUUAGCGUGCUGAGACCGCGCCCGCGCGCCCCGCAACACUCGUUCCGCCCCAUGCCCGAUCUCCGGUUCGAACAGAGCUACCUGCACAGCAUCGCGAAGGCCAACUCGUGGUGGAAGGUUGGGUGGAUCACGGUCCGAGACCAGAUGAUGAUGCCCUUCGCGCAGGGCGUCCUGUACAACCUCGCGCUCUGCGGGUGGCACCACUGGAACCGGCACGCGCAGCUCAGCGGGGGCUCGGCCGGCGCGCGGCUGCGCCGCUGGUGGUACGAGGUGAAUAACUGGACCCUGCCGCGGGCGUCGCACGCCUCGGGCGGCGUCAAGAGGGAGGUCUUCGUCCAGCGGAGCUGGUAGCGACGAGGACGCAAGACGCAAACCCGUCACAAAAUGGCGGCGAGGCGAGAGAAGUAGACAGAAACAGAGACCGAGAGAGAGAGAGAGAGAAGGAAAAAAAAAUACGAUCGAAAAUAGAGAGAACAGACGCGUUUCUGACACUGGCUUUUCACGCAUAUUGUUCGCCGAGCGAGAAAAGAGGCUCGUACGGCGCAUCGAGAGGGAUUGCGAGAUCGAACUCGACCCGAUUCUGCGGCCGCGCGCCGGCCCAGCGAGGGAGAGGCGUGCGUUGCCCCGCGAAGAGUAGGGAAGCAGGCGGAGCAACCCGUGAAGCCAGCCCCCCUCCUCCCUCCGGGAUCCGUCUCCUUGUCCUGUCCUCCCCACCCCGACGCUCCGAGCCUGCGACUGCCAUCCACAGACACCGCCGCUGCCGACGACACGAAACUUGCCCGACUAGAUUGGUUGGCGCUCGAGUGCAGGGAACAGAACAGGAGGGGUGGUACCUAAUGCUGGGUUAUGGGAAUUUAUUCAUGUAGAGAGUGGGUGUGUAGUGGCCUUACAUACAAAUGCGCACUGGGGGAUCACGGCUAGAGAUCAAUAGAAGGCUGAAUGGACA